Molecule: messenger RNA, 1023 nt
Organism: Xiphophorus maculatus (southern platyfish)
Lineage: Eukaryota; Metazoa; Chordata; Actinopteri; Cyprinodontiformes; Poeciliidae
Product: olfactory receptor 1500-like
Exons: 1
Coding region: 34-1023 (329 amino acids)
Biological process (GO): G protein-coupled receptor signaling pathway
Cellular component (GO): membrane
Molecular function (GO): G protein-coupled receptor activity
Source: RefSeq, a predicted model, not a curated record
UUGACUUCAUAUGUUUUUUAAAUAUUGGUGAAGAUGCUCACCAAUCAGACUCAAAGGAACAACACUGUUGAGCUGCAGCGUGAGGGACUUCUGGGGGUGGUACUGUUCUCUGUUGUGACCACUCUGCCCUGCUCUGUGUUUCUCUUCAUUAAUCUAACCGCUUUAUACACCCUGAGAAGUAAAGACAUGUUUCGGGAGACGGCUCGCUACGUUCUUCUGUUUAACCUCCUGCUUGCAGACACACUGCAGAUGGCAAAGAGUCAAGCGCUGUUUCUUCUGUCUCUCAGUAGAGUAACUCUGUUGUAUCCCGUCUGUGCCACUGCGUUAGCAUUUUAUUCUCUUCCUCAUAGAAUUUCUUCAAUAACUCUGGUGAUUAUGUGUUUAGAGAGAUACACAGCUGUGUGCUAUCCUCUCAGACACAACGCCAUCGUCACCACCAGAAACACCACGUUGGUUAUUUGGGUCGUUUGGACUUUCACUUCACUAAAUGUCAUGAUUCAAAUAAUUAUGAUGUUCAAGUUUUUAUUAGAAGAACACCGGCACAUGCAGAUGGCAGACUUUUGUGGAAAAGGGGAUAUGCUUACUGAUCCAGCAUCUGACCUUUACGACAAAGUCUCGACCUACUUCCUGUUUGUGCUCGGAGGUGUAACAGUCAUUUUCUGCUACACUGGUAUCAUUGUAGCAGCUCGUUCUGCUGCCACAGAUAAAGAAUCAGCCAGCAAAGCCAAAAGGACUCUGCUGCUGCAUCUGCUGCAAAUGGGCCUCACAGUGUUGUCAACAAUACACAAUUCAUUGAUAACACCCAUCUCCAAAAAUCUAGACAGAGUUCUUACUGUGCGUCUUCAGAUUUUCCUUUAUGUUUCUGUAACUAUUCUUCCUAAAUGUCUAAACUGCCUCAUUUAUGGUCUGAGAGACCAAACAAUCAGGCCGAUCCUCAUACUCAAUCUCAGCUGUCAGUGGAGAGGCUCGGUUUCAUUCCCUGUAAUUAUGAAUAAGAAAAACCCCAGAGUACAUGUCACGUGA